AUGGAUACAGCUCCGCAGGCGGUCACCUCAAGCUGUUAUGUGCCCAGUGCCCAGGUGAUUAACACCACUUUAGGCGAGGAGAUGCCUACGGAUGUCACUGGCAUCUUCAGGCCACCUGUACCAAGUCCUCAGUUUCAUGAUCGUAUCGAGCGUACUGCAGAAUUUCCCAAGGCUCUUUCCUAG
Penicillium malachiteum is the source of this 183-nucleotide messenger RNA. RefSeq lists its product as uncharacterized. Lineage: Eukaryota; Fungi; Ascomycota; Eurotiomycetes; Eurotiales; Aspergillaceae. The transcript has a single exon. The coding region runs from base 1 to 183 and encodes 60 amino acids. The record is from RefSeq and is a predicted model, not a curated record.